GAUGGCGGCCCCGCGUCUCGUCAGCGCCAGUAGGCAGUGGCGCUCCAUGCUGCGUCUACUUAUAAGAUGUCUAUGAUCACUGCAGCCAGACGACGGAGGACAAAUAAUCGAAGUGUGAAAGAGGGGGAAAAAACAUUUAAAUGUUUGAAAUAAUUGAUAUGGACUCGACAAACGUGUGUAGUGACGAAAUGAAAUAUAUCACGUGACUUGAAAAAUCGAUGGCGUCGUACGAGGAGGAACUUUCUCGAACCAGCGAGGAAAAGGAGCGACGUCGACAACAACAGGCAGCUGUUAGCAAGACUCCAAAUGUGCUACACAUUGAAGACUACCAACAGCCCCCUCACAUUAAAGAAGAAGAUGAAGAACUCCGUACCAAUCUGGAGGUGGAGUGUCUGCCGGGACUGGAAGAGGCUGAUCUCACCAAGUUGCCACUGACUGGUGUCUCUGUGACGACUGACGACCAUGAAGAGCAACCACCUGAGUCCUCGCAGCUUCGCAUCAGUCCAAACAUCCAGCAGCUGUUUUGCCAUCAAGAAGAACGUCCCCUGGAGCUGCAGGGGGGCAGGUCUAGUUUGGAUCAAGAGGAUCCACAACCCCCCCACUUUAAAGAGGAAGAGGAGGACCUCUGGAUCACGCAGGAGGGAAAGUAUAUUUUAGGGCCGGAGGAGGCUGAUCUCACCAAGUUGCCACUGACUGUUGUCUCUGUGAAGAUUGAAGAUGAGGCACAAGCAGACCCCCUCUUAGCUCCAAUGUCAGAUAGUGAAGACACAGCGUCACACUCUCCUGAAGAUGACGACACCCAAGAACCUUUGAGCAGCGAUACAGGCUGUGAAGCUGCAAACUUCAAUACUGCCGCCAGGUGGCAGCAGUUCAACGUCAAUCAGGCUCGAGUUCGUCAAGCUUGA
Molecule: messenger RNA, 905 nt
Organism: Nerophis lumbriciformis (worm pipefish)
Lineage: Eukaryota; Metazoa; Chordata; Actinopteri; Syngnathiformes; Syngnathidae
Source: RefSeq, a predicted model, not a curated record